Messenger RNA from Paraphaeosphaeria sporulosa, 1725 nucleotides. RefSeq lists its product as uncharacterized. Gene Ontology annotation, cellular component: membrane. The transcript has a single exon. Gene Ontology annotation, biological process: fluoride transmembrane transport. The coding region runs from base 1 to 1725 and encodes 574 amino acids. The record is from RefSeq and is a predicted model, not a curated record. Lineage: Eukaryota; Fungi; Ascomycota; Dothideomycetes; Pleosporales; Didymosphaeriaceae. Gene Ontology annotation, molecular function: fluoride transmembrane transporter activity.
AUGGCCGACAGCGACGAUGCGUCGCGCCGCCGCGACUCGCACUACAACCAGCAGCGCUCUUCGUUGCGCUCCGAGCGAUCCCACACUCCGUCGCGCCCACAGUCGCGCCCGCAUUCACGUCCCGUGAGCGGCCAGCUGGCCUGCGCUUACACCCUCGACGGCGACCACGUGUCGCCCCCGCAGACGCCCACCUCGAUCCCAGACAUCCCAGACAUCCCCGCCCGCUCCUCGCCCGCGCCCAACGUGCCGCGCAUUCCCCAGCGGAAGCACAGCCUGGACAAGCGAAGGACGAGAAGCCGGAGCGGCACGGGAAGCCGCCAUGGCAGUGCUGGGGGCAACACGAGAGGCAGGACCAUCGAGGAGCUGUUGUUCCUGGACGCGCACGAAGACGACCCUGAUGGCACUGGCUUAAACGAAAUUGCGGCGCCGGCGCCUGUGCAGAACCCUCACGAAAGCCCGCGCUAUGUCCAUCACGACCUGGAGGAGGAGCGCUCAGCGUCCCGACCAAGGACCCGGCCUUUUGGCAGACACAGCUUUGUGCCCGGACGUGCCACCCCGUCCUCCAUCACUGCCCUCCCCGCCAUAGCCCGCCAUAGGCCUGACCAAACCCCCUCGCACAAUCCGGUGGCUACAGAGCUCUACACCGUCUCCUACCUAAUCAUCUUCUCCAUAUUCGGUACGCUGGCACGCCUGGGUGUCCAAUGGCUGGCCUUGUACCCCGGCGCACCAUCCACCUUCCCAGUGCUCUGGGCCAACUUCGGCGGCACACUCUUCAUGGGCUUCCUCUCGCAAGACCGCCGCCUAUUCCGCGAGGAAUGGGGCCAACGCGCCCCUACGCCACCACGUACACCGCCAUCCGACGAAGAGAAAGCCCUCGAGCAGAAGAACAGAGCAGCUUCGCACGCCAAAGUCAAGAAGACGAUACCGCUGUACAUUGGCCUCGCAACAGGCUUCUGUGGCAGCUUCACGAGCUUCUCGAGCUUCAUGCGUGACGUGUUCCUCGCCUUUCUCAACGACCUCCGGUAUCCCGAUAUCGGCGCGACAGCUGGGCGCAACGACGGCUACUCUUUCAUGGCCGGCCUCGCAGUCAUCAUCAUCACGGUAGCAGUAUGCUACUCGGCAUUGAAAGUGGGCGCGCACAUCGCUCUCCUGCUCGACAGGUUUACGCCUACGCUGCCCUUCCGCCCCAUUCGCACCGUUGUCGAUCCCAUCGUCGUCCUCAUCGCCUGGGGCGCUUGGCUCGGCGCCAUCUUUCUGGCGAUAUGGCCGCCCGAUCGGCACGCUUCCAACGAGACCUGGCGUGGCCAAGCCGUUUUCGCAUGCGUCUUCGCGCCCCUCGGCUGCCUUCUACGCUUCUACGUCUCACUGAAGCUCAAUCCCAUCAGCCCGUCUUUCCCACUGGGAACCUUCGUCGUCAACAUCUUUGGCACGGCUGUGCUAGGCAUGGCGUAUGAUCUGCAACACGUCCAGAUCGGCGGAUCGGGCGUGGGAGGCGGCAGGGCGGGAUGUCAGGUACUGCAAGGCAUCAUGGACGGCUUCGACGGCUGUCUGACGACCGUGUCGACCUGGAUACUGGAGAUAGACACGUUGAAGCGGAGCCAUGCCUGGAAGUACGCGUUCGCUAGUAUCGCCGCGGGGAUAUGCGUUCUUGUCAUGGUCAUGGGCAGCGUGAGGUGGAGUGUAGGCUGGACGGCAGUGGCGUGUGUCACAAGUCGUUCGUGGUGA